Venturia canescens is the source of this 607-nucleotide messenger RNA. RefSeq lists its product as uncharacterized. The coding region runs from base 176 to 490 and encodes 104 amino acids. NCBI's taxonomy places the organism in Eukaryota, Metazoa, Arthropoda, Insecta, Hymenoptera, Ichneumonidae. The record is from RefSeq and is a predicted model, not a curated record. The transcript has 3 exons.
CCGAUGACCUUCGUCCGAUUUGUAUAAAAAGGCAGAGCUCUCGGUGGAAAAAUAUACAUUCGAAGGUGAAUAUUCAGCUGAUCCGAUCUACGAAUUUUACUCGAGUAAUCGACGAUGAAGGGACUCCGCAUUUUCUCCAUUUUGCUGCUCUGCUUCCUCGGACUUGUUGGCACUUAUGCCCAACCCGCGAACGAGCCUACUACUACGGAGUGGACUCCGGUGCAUGCGCAGCGCCAACCGCAUCCUCCCUCGAGAUGUCAUCCACCAAAUUGCCAAUCCCAACGUUAACGUAGAUGAGCUCCGAGCCCCCGAACGCCCCGCCUACAACGAGGAACCAAUCGAUGCCAAGACACACCAACGACACCGAAUCACAAACUCUAUCGCCGCCGAGCCUACCGUCGAAUUCAUCGAACCGUCAAAGUACGCAAGAGACAAAGAGUUGUCACCAGCAAUCUGCUUUUCUCGUCUCAUCCGUACGGCAGGGAUCUGAAAUUGUUUCUCACCAUAAUUCCGCAAUGAAGUUGCGUAUCGAAUAAUUCAACUUCAUUAAUGCAAUAACAAAACGAAUAUGCGUGUCUGUAUGAGUGACUCUUGAUUGUCCAAAAUA